Messenger RNA from Vombatus ursinus (common wombat), 2598 nucleotides. RefSeq names its product nucleolin (gene NUCLEOLIN). Lineage: Eukaryota; Metazoa; Chordata; Mammalia; Diprotodontia; Vombatidae. Bases 90 to 2174 code for a protein of 694 amino acids. The record is from RefSeq and is a predicted model, not a curated record. Gene Ontology annotation, molecular function: RNA binding. The transcript is spliced from 13 exons.
UCCUGCCCGCGCUCCCCGCCGCCACCGACGUUGCCUGGGCCCCGGCCGACGGAUCCGCACCCUCCGCGCCCUAGUCACGCGCCGCCACCAUGGUGAAGCUGGGGAAGGCUGCUAAAAGUCAAGGUGAGCCAAAGAAAAUGGCCCCUCCCCCAAAGGAGGUAGAAGACAGCGAAGAUGAGGACAUGUCAGAAGAUGAAGAAGAAAGCAGUGGAGAAGAGGUUGUAGUCCCUCAGAAGAAGGGCAAAAAGGCUGUGGCCACACCAGCAAAGAAGGUACCACCAACCAAAAAGGCUGUUGUUGCCGCCACGCCAGCCAAGAAAGCAGCCGUAACUCCUGGGAAGAAGGCAGCCACCCCGGCCCCCGCCAAGAAGGCGGUUGCCCCCGCCAAGGCCGUUGCCACCCCAGGCAAGAAGGGAGCCACUCCAGCUAAGCCAGCUGCCACCCCAGCCAAAGGGGCAAAAAAUGGAAAGAACGCCAAGAAGGAGGACAGUGAGUCUGAAGAAGAGGACAGUGAAGAUGAGGAUGAGGAGUUUGAGCCUCCCAAAGCCGCAAAGAUGGGAGCAACUCCCGCCAAAGAAGACUCCGAGGAUGAGGAGGAUGAGGAAGACGAGGAGGACAGCGAUGAGGAGGAAGAUGACGAUGACUCAGAAGAAGAAGCUAUGGAAAUCACCCCCACCAAAGGGAAGGCUACUGCCGUGAAAGCUGCAGCAGGGAAACCUGGGAAGGCCCAGGAGUCGGAGGAGGAGGAAGAUGACGAAGAUGAGGAGGAGGAAGAUGACGAAGAUGAGGAUGACGACGAGGAGGAGGAGGAGGAAGAGGAGGAGGAAGUACCUGUGAAAGAAGCCCCUGGAAAGAGGAAAAAGGAAAUGGGCAAACAGAAGGCCCCCGAAGCCAAGAAACAGAAACUGGAUGCUGAAGCAUCUACAAAUUUCAAUCUCUUUGCUGGUAACCUGAAUUUCAACAAAACUGCUUCAGAGCUCAAAACCGGCAUCACGGACUUCUUUGCAAAAAAGGACCUUACCGUUGUAGACGUGCGCAUUGGUGCCACCAGGAAGUUUGGCUAUGUGGAAUUUGAAUCUGCUGAAGACAUGGAAAAAGCUCUGGAACUCAGUGGCUCCAAAGUGCUUGGCUCUGAAAUGAAGCUGGAAAAAGCAAAAGAGAAUAAGAAAGACCGAGACGCACGGACGCUCUUCGUCAAGAAUCUGCCAUAUAAAGUAACACAAGAGGAGCUCAAGGAAGUGUUUGAAGACGCUAUUGAGGUCAGACUGGUCUGCACCAAGGAUGGGACCCCUAAAGGAAUUGCCUACGUUGAAUUUAAGACUGAAGCAGAUGUGGACAAGGCCUUAGAAGAGAAGCAGGGCACUGAGAUCGAUGGCCGAGCACUCAUUCUGGACUACACAGGGGAGAAAAGCCAAGGGCAAGAGAACGCCAGAGGGAAGAAUAAUGCCUGGGGUGGGAGCACCACCAAGCCAUCAGACUCCAAGACCCUGGUGCUGAACAACCUCGCCUACAGCGCCACAGAGGAGAGUCUGCAGGAAGUGUUUGAGAAGGCCACGUCCAUCAGCCUGCCCCAGAACAACCAAGGCCGACCCAAAGGGUACGCAUUCAUUGAGUUUGCCUCCGUGGAAGAUGCGAAAGAAGCUUUGAAUUCUUGUAACAAUAUAGAGAUUGAAGGCAGAGCCAUCCGGCUGGAGCUGAAGGGGCAAAAGGCCACCAACACAGCCCCAAGGAACCAGUCCUACAAAACCUUGUUCGUCAAAGGCCUGUCUGAAGACACGACGGAAGAAACAUUGAAAGAUUCGUUUCAAGGCUCUGUGGGCGCCAGGAUAGUCACAGACAGGGAGACAGGGUCUUCGAAAGGGUUUGGUUUUGUGGACUUCAACUCGGAGGAAGAUGCCAAAGCCGCAAAAGAGGCCAUGGAGGAUGGGGAGAUCGACGGAAACAAAGUGACCUUGGACUGGGCAAAGCCUAGCGGCUUUGGAGGCCGAGGGGGCGGCCGUGGCGGCGGUGGCGGCGGCCGUGGAGGCUUCGGGGGCCGAGGAGGCGGCAGAGGUGGCCGAGGGGGCUUUGGAGGCAGAGGCCGAGGAAGCUUUGGAGGCCGGGGCGGUUUCCGAGGAGGCCGAGGAGGAGGCGGUGAUAACAAGCCACAAGGAAAAAAGACGAAGUUUGAAUAGCUUCCCCCUUUCUCUUUUCCCCUGCCAUGUGAACGGACUCUGGGGGUUUUAUCCUGUCGUCUACUCACUGACGGAGCCUUCUGAGGACAUUCCAAGACAGACGGGCAGCCGGCGGGCGUCUUGGACAAACCUAGAUGACAUUUCAAGGGAGAGAGCGCAGCGGUUUUGGCUGGAUGGAUGUUCCAUAUAAACUUUUUGCAGAGACGGGUGGUAGCUGUGGGAGGUCACCUUUUUGUCUGAGUUGUCUUGAGUUUAUAAUGUUAUACCCCAUGUACAAAACCAUUUUUUUCCUAAAAAUACCUGUAGUGGUGUUUUGUUUCGUUUUUAUUCCCUCUUUUUGGCUGUAAAGAAAAAAGGCAAAUGUUUUCUCAUGGUUCCUGCUUUAGCAGCCUGUCUUAGGACACAUUAAAAGGGCCUAACCUGG